CAGUGUGGCCCCAGAAGUGCCACCUGUCAGUGCCGCAUCAAUGCCACAUAUCAGUGCAUACCAGUGCACAUCAUUGCCACAUAUCAGUGCAUACCAGUGCACAUCAAUGCCACAUAUCAGUGCCCAUCUGAGCUGCCUUUCAAUGUCACCCAUCAAUGCCAAUCAGUGCCACCUAUAAGUGCUGCCAAUCAGUGCCACCUAUUAGUGCCAUGCCCAUCAGUGCCACCUAUCAGUGUCCAUCAGUGCCGCCUAUCAGUGCCCAUCACUGCAGCCUCAUUAGCGCACAUCAGUGAAGGAGAAAAAAUCACUUAUUUACAAAAUUGUAUA
This is a messenger RNA of Staurois parvus, 327 nucleotides long. The record is from the annotation of a GenBank genome assembly. Lineage: Eukaryota; Metazoa; Chordata; Amphibia; Anura; Ranidae.